Messenger RNA from Chara braunii, 4201 nucleotides. The record is from the annotation of a GenBank genome assembly. Lineage: Eukaryota; Viridiplantae; Streptophyta; Charophyceae; Charales; Characeae.
CGUCAGCAUGAGGCUGCCGCGGACCAUGAUGCUCCGUUGCACGUUUUGCAACAAAGUUUUCCAAGGGACCCAAUUUCAGGCCACGAGGCACUUCUCGCAGACAAACUACUGCAAGGACGUCAGCGACGAGGCAUUGUACGAGAUCGCUCGACGGAGUCAACAGAAGUUUGAGGCCGAUCAGAUGGAAAGGGUUGCCAUGUAUGCAGCGGAGCGUGGACUCGAUGUGCCCGGCACGGGUGGCGCAAGGGGAGGAGAGGCGGGGCGGCAUCCCGUGGAGGGAGGGGUCGGGGGAGAUGGUGGGCAUGGUGCGCCAGACCCCACUUUGGGUGGUGGAGGCAGGGAGACGGAGGAGGGUGUGAUCCACGUCGAUCGCGAGGCGCGUGGCCCGGGUGAGGAGGGAGUCCCGGAACGGGAGGACGUUGUCGAGCGCAUCGGUGCCGCGCGGGGACCCUCCCGGCCGCGUCACGCAGGAUUUGGCAGGACUUGUCGUGGAGAGCGUUUGUCGCUCCGGCCGAGUGCGUCAACCGUACCUCUCGUGAGCCCCUACGACAGGACAGGGUCACGCGAGGCACCGCUUACCUCCACCUGUGGGAGCUGUCACCAUCCCUUAGGGGCUCGCGAGAGGUACGGCUGGCGCACUCGGCCGGAGCGGCAAACGGUCUCCGCGACAAGUCCUGCCAAAUCCUGCGUGACGCGGCCAGAAGGGUCCCCGUGCGGGACCGAUGCGCUCGACAACGUGACAGAGUUUUAUCCAGGCACUGGGGAGAGGUUGGAGGACUGGCGGAGGCAAGCGAGCAAGGAAGUUGCAACGGAUGGGUCUUCCAAGAGGAAGGAAGGAGGAAGUGAUCCGGCUGCAACCCCAGCAGGAACGAGGCUUCGCCAGCAGAAGGUGACUGAUGUCUACGGUGGCGAGUGGGUUGCUCACCACAAGAAGGCAUUCCUUCGCUGGCUGUAUUCCAGCAGGGUCUCCUUCAAUGCCUUCCGCAACCAAGCUUGGAAGGCAUAUCAACAGGUGCUUCUUGAGCAGCCUUGCAGUUCCCCACGCGCUGUGCUCCCCAACCACAGCGAGAUUGCGAGUAUGAGGGCGGUGGAGACCCACCGUGCGGAGUUGGAGGAGGAGUUGGAGGAGGUGAGGCAGCCAUUCUCGGUGACUGGUGCCACCCUCCUCUCUGAUGGGAGGAAAUCACGAGACGGGAGACCGAUCGUGAAUUUCCUUGUCGCUGGCUCGCGAGGGGUCGUCGUGUACACGACGAUCAAUCGAGAGGGCGAGGCGGACAAUGCAGUGCAUGUCCUUCGGAGAUGGGUUACCAUCUUCCACAAGUUCAGCUUCGGCAGGCCGCAGCGGAUCAAUGCGAUAUGCACUGACUCCGCUUCUGCCUAUGUGGGGGCUGGAAGGGCAUUGGCCUCGCCGUCCAUGCCUCCUGCACUGAGGAGGAUCACCUGGCUCACGUGCUCUGUCCAUACGUUGUUGGCCCUGCAGGACACUCUGCAGGACAUGAUGCGAGGGGAUGACGCGCAGACUUUUUCUUCCAUCCCGUGGUCUUCCGAUGUGUGCGUCAUGGCGCGUUGGGUGCGCCGACAGAUCAGAUGGGAUAUAUGGUGGCAGAGGGUGGCCACCAUCGUCCAUAUCAUGCAGCCCGUCAUGGAGUUGCUUAGGCGGAUGGAUCGUGGAGGACAGUACAUGUCCCUCAUGAUCGAGUGGAUGCAUGAUCUUGUCCGCCGUGUGAUGGACGCAUGUGCCCCUUUGGGGAAGUCGUUCGCUGACCGGAUCAUCAGGCGUGUGCAGGCUCGCACACAGCACAUGCUUGAGCCGGCUCACUGCGCAGCGUUCUUACUGAACCCCCGCAGGCGACAUGUUCGCUACUUUUUGGGCCAGGUAGAGCGGUACGAUGCUUGGCUUGUGGGGCAAGCCAAGAGGUACAUUUUGACGCAGACGGGAUUCGAGUUGGAGGGUGCGGAGUACAUCCUUGCAUGUCGGCAGUUUGAGAACCUCCACAUUCGGCAGGGCAGGUUCGGGGAUUGGGGCGGGCCGGAGGGGCAUGCUCCGGAGAGAAACUGGGCAGUCCACGAGGGCAUUCACACGAAGAAGCGCAACCAGUUGGCCUUCGAGAAGGUCGUUCAACUCGUUGAGAUCACCGCAAAUGUGCGGUUGACUGAGUAUCGGUGGGCUGGAUGCGGUUAUGUGCUGCCAUGGGAGCGGGACGAGGGCAUGCUGGAUUGCCAGGCAGGACUCGAGUUGGAGCCUGUGCGGUCGGGGACUCGCAUGGGGGAUGACGGAGGAGGAGAUUGCCCGUCAGGUUGCACUCAUUACCGGGGAUCCCUUCGAGGCGUCCGCACACCCUCUGCUGAUGCCAUUUUCGAUAGACGUGCUUGCAUUUUUCGUCCCUACCCCAGGGAGGAUGACUCAGACGAGGCGCCGGUACGCGAGGCGGUAGAUGACCCUGCGCGCCGCAUUCCCCGUGAGAUCGACGAGACGCACGAGGAUCCCGACUCUGAGGAGACGAGGGCACACACUGCACCACGGGCGGCGGACCGGGCGGAGAGGGAGAUGCUGGGGGGAGAGGGGGAGUUUUGGGGCCCGUUCGGAGGAGUUGGGGUCCUCUUUGCCUCAGCGCGGACUUCUCCACAGAGGCGGGGCAGUCCGCCACCUUCUCCGGGGAUAUUGCAGGAGGAGGGGGCACCGUCGGCAGCAGCAGUGGAGGGAAUAGCAACAGCAGCAGCAACAUCAGUGUUGGAGGAGAUGGCAUCAUUAGUGCUGGAGGAGGAUCCACCAACGGAAGGAGGAGGUGCAGCAGUGGAGGGGCAGAUGGCAGCAACAGGAGGAGCAGGUGUUAAGGUGAGAGCAGCAGUGGACGAGGAGGAGGAUCCGUCGGCAGCUGCAGUGGAGGGGGAGGUGCCAGGACCAGUGGAGGAGGAGAUAGCCGCACAGGCCGAGGUGCAGCGUGGGGGCGAUGACGAGCGCCUAAUGCAGCAGUUUCUCACGGAGGAGCUCGAUCCGGUUAUAGCGGGUAUAACCCCGGGUGUGGCGAGGGGGUUUGGGAUUUCGGAUUCGGAGAUGGGGACCCACUUAGACUUAGAUUUGUCGAUGGGCCUUCCACCUAGUUGCGGCGGGGCGACAUCGACAGACCGGGCUCCAUCGAGGGACGAGGCACCAGGACAGACUUUUACACAGACCACGCGAGAGAGGACGACGACUGAGUCUCUUGAUGCAGCACACGACAUCAUUGAGCGAGAGAGGGCUCGAAUUUUGGCAUCGAAUGACUCGCGUGCUCAGGCGUUCGCACGGGCCGUAGAGGAGGUCAGGCGUCGAGAGAUAGGGGGGGAUUGUGUGCAGGGUGGGGUGGUGGCGGGGGAGGACGUUGCGGAGGGAAUGGCAGCAGAGCCGGUACCCGAGGCUAUGCUGGGUGGAGCAGAGGCAACGGACGUUGCUGUGGAGGGACGGCCUCAGGCGGUGGAUGAGGGUGGCGUGACGGAGACAGCACCACGCACAGGAGACAUGCCACCCCCUCCUCCUAGAGCACCUGUAGUUGAUCCAUCAUCGUCGCCCACAGGCAGAGGCUCUCGAUCCCCACACACGCCUGGGAGAUGCAUGGUUCGUGACACGACAACAGUUCAGCAGGACGUGUGUGACAUGGCGAUAUUCAAGAGAACAAACAUAGAUUUGGAUUCCACUCGCCAUGUCACGGAGCACACUACAUGCCUUCAGUCGGGCUUGGGAGGAGGAGGCGCCUGGACGACCGCGGCGAGGGAGGUACCGACAUCAGGUUGUGAGCCUCAGCGAGGUCGAGGCAGAGGAGUGUCGACCGAGACCUUGGAGUACACUCUGAGAGCAGCGACGAGUGCCGUGCAGGAGCAGACUCCACGCAAGCGUGGAGUACCUCCUCGUCCAUGCCCCGUGCCUGUAGAGGGAGGCACUGCACUUGGAGAGAGUUCGGGGGCGGAGGGGUUGGGGGUGCCUCGUGGAUCCUGCCGUGAGCAGACCAUUGCAGAGGCUAGUGCGAGGGUUGUUGUGUUGAGGAAGGGAGGAGGCCCAGUCACCAUCGAGGAGGAUGAUCCUGAUAUGGAUGCGACUGUGCGGAAGGCGGAGGAGGACUAAUAGGGCGAGGAGGGGGGAGAGGAGGAGAGCAGGAGCGGUUCCGAUGGUGACGACGACGACGACUAUGAUGAGCCCCCACCUCCCCCGGGACCCCCACCGACGCGU